AAACCCAAAUUCCAUGGCUGGCGUUAACUAUCUUCUUCCUCACAAUUCCGCGUGAUUCAUUCCUGUUCCGAUUGCGAGUGGAGGCAAUCAACUAUUUUAAAAUAGAUCUAAACUUCAAAAAAUUCUCCAUCGUGGAAAACCAAACCAACAAUAGCAAGCUUUCUUUGACGAUUUAUUACUGUACCAUGGCAGCUUUUCUAUUCAGUGCCUGCGGCGAGCUCUGCAAUGGAGUCUCUGAGGUCUGCAGUCAUGUCUGUACCAAGCCCUGUCAACUUUGUGGCAAACUCUGCGAUGGCUUUUGUGACGGCUUGGAGAAUUGCUGCAGUUUCCUGGGCGAAGGCUUGUCCAAUGGUUGUGAGGCGUUCUGGCGGUCCAUUGGGGAGCUCUACAGAACUCCCUUUAGCAUCUAUGUGACUGUGGCUGUCAUAUUCAAUCUGCCUUCAGUUUACUAUGGAAUGAUGCAACUCACUGACUUGGAUUGCAAGGGCUCCCAAUGGCUGUGUGUCAAUGCAAUACUGUGCCUUUUAAACGCCGCUGCAGCAUUCUACAUGGCUGUGGCCGUGACACGUGAUGAACCAUUAUACUCCUCGGAACAGAUACCAAUGGUAGCAGCCAGAGAACGACCCAGUUCGUUAUUUGGCAGAGCAGGACACAUGUUCUGUUAUGAUCCGUGGAUUGCUGCCUACAUUCUUGUCCUGAUCGCUUUCUUGGUGUGGUUGUGGAUGGGGGUCAUUUGGACUUUGGAUGGCAGAGCAGCUGAAGGAUGUAAUGGCGACACUGUUGGGGGCACCAUUGCACUUACCCUCGGACUUGGCUGGGCCUUUUUCGUGUUUGGUAUUGGGGCACUUUUGAUUGGCAUGUGCUGGGCCUACUGCAACGACUACAGUACGCCUCCCGAACCGGUUGUGCCAUCGUCUACGGCUCCAUCGUAUGGUGCUACAACAGGUACCGUCCCAGUCACCGCUACCGCGACGCCCCUUGUCGGUGCACAAACUGGUAUUGCAACAGCUACGGCUACCCCUAUUGCCAAGAAGGAGUAAAUCAUCGAAACCAUCAUGAAUCCGAUUGUAUCAUUCAACAAUUAUCAUCAUCUUUCAUUUCCUGGACUACCCAAAAUGAUCUUAUCAAACGUCCUGGGUACCUCUCUGCACGACUACAUGUACGUGUAGAUUAAGUUGAGUUGGAAGUGGAAUCCCAUGUAUCAAUGCCAAGCAUGCCAAGUAUCCGCAAGGGCAAACAUGCAGCUGCCUAGAUGUCUUCCAAUACUGUAAUCUACAAUGGCAUCAAUGUAUUUCUGAGAGAAAACUAUCAGUCGUCGUUAGCAGUGACUUGGAUACUGUAGACAGUUUCGUCUUCCAUGUAGAGAACGUAGAUGAGCUGUCCUCCAAG
This is a messenger RNA of Seminavis robusta, 1389 nucleotides long. NCBI's taxonomy places the organism in Eukaryota, Bacillariophyta, Bacillariophyceae, Naviculales, Naviculaceae. The record is from the annotation of a GenBank genome assembly.